This is a messenger RNA of Pisolithus orientalis, 768 nucleotides long. RefSeq lists its product as uncharacterized. Lineage: Eukaryota; Fungi; Basidiomycota; Agaricomycetes; Boletales; Pisolithaceae. The transcript has 4 exons. The coding region runs from base 1 to 768 and encodes 255 amino acids. The record is from RefSeq and is a predicted model, not a curated record.
AUGUCUGCAGCUGCUUGGAGAGAAGCCAACAAGAAUUCACAGAGAGUCUCAUCUGGUCUCAUGGACCCAGGCUAUCACUUCCCAAAGCCAAUGCUUUUCGUCAAUGUGUCUACACCAGAGUUCCCUUCCCCUCAGAUGUGGAGGGACUUUUUGAAUACUAUCAACACUGACCCUCUCCCCUCAACACAGACUGCAUUAAGGAAGUUGGUUGUACAGGAUAUUUUGGGGGAAGGUAUCAUUAACUCAGCCCAGGGUUUGGCAGGGGCACCAGAGGAAAUUACAUGGCAAGGAAUGCAGGUUAAAAUUUUGUCUCUCUUGAAUCCCCCUCUCUGGUUCAUAUGGUCCCUUUUGUGGGAACUGUAUGAACUCAACUUCUGCUAUGAGCUUUAUGUGCUUGAUCGGGCCCCCAUCCCCAAUCUCUGGACUUCAUCAGAUGAAAUGCAGUUAACCCACCAGACUCUCCUCUAUAGCAUCUUCCCUGGAGAGUCCAGUCUCAUGAUGUGGUCAGAGUCUUUACUGCAGGACUCACACAAGUUAGGCCUGUGUGCUACUGAUGUGCUGACUGCACUACCAUACAUCAACAAGUUCUGUCACUUGUUGUCCACAUGGCCAGGAGCACCUGCCUGUUUGCAAUACCCAGUUGAGAUGAAAGAUCAGGAUGAUAAGGAGGUGUAUGCUGUUUUUUCUCUGGUGACAACCAUCCCUCCUGCACAUGUUUCAAUUUGUUUAGAAUAUAUUUCUCUGCAUGCAGUCUUGACAAUUAUGUAA